AUGCCCGACUUCACAGAUCAUCUCAAACCUCGCUAUGACGGUACAGCGACAUUACAGGCAGAACGCGAUGCCUCUACCAUCAACGUCCGCGACCUCGCCAACCACCUCCUCUCCCGCGACGGAUUCCUCCAGGCACAAGACAGGGUCCUCAAGGUCCUGAGCAAUGAGAAGCUGUUCAAAAAGGACCAGCAAUUGAACCUAUCCCGGCCCGAGAGGUACCAUCUGGGGCUCGCUCGGGCCAAAGCGAUCAGGAGAAUUGGGAGGACGCAGGGUUGGGGCGACAAAGAGUACGCCAUGGCCGAGUAUCUAAACGACGAGAUGAGUCCUUAUUUCCUGCACAUGUCCAUGUUUGUUACGACUGUACGCGAGCAAGGUUCCGAAGAACAGCAGGCAUACUGGAUGCCACAGAUCCUGAACUACGACAUCAUUGGCUGCUACGCCCAGACGGAGCUGGGACAUGGGAGCAAUGUGCGUGGCUUGGAGACGACGGCCAAGUGGGAUCCGGUGAAAAAGGAAUUUGAGAUUCACAGUCCAUAUCUCACGGCGAGCAAGUGGUGGAACGGUUCCAUGGGAAGGACGGCAACGCAUGCGAUUGUCGUGGCACAGCUGCUACUGCCCAAGAAAGGCAGCAAGACCGACGACGACGAGUAUCAAAGCCACGGACCCCAGCCCUUCAUCGUGCAGAUCCGAGAUACGAAGACACAUCAGCCCUUGGAUGGCAUUGUCGUGGGAGACAUCGGGCCGAAGUACGGAUAUGCGUCCAUGGAUAACGGAUACAUGUUGUUUGACCACCACCGGGUCGCCAAGUCGGCAAUGCUGUCACGAUACGCAGAAGUCUCCGAUGAGACUGGGGCACUGAAUCGACGCGGUCACCCCGCCGUCGUGUAUGGUUCGUUGACCUUUGUUCGCGGCCAGAUCAUCAUGCAUGCUCGCCUCAUCCUAGCGAGAGCCGUUACGAUUGCUGUCCGGUACUGCUCUAUUCGCAGGCAGUUCAAGGAUCGGGACUCGACUUCGCCUGCAGACGAGGAGUUGAAGGUCUUGGAUUAUCCCACAGUGCAGAUUCGCAUACUGCCCCUAUUGGCGACGACAUUUGCGCUGCAUUAUACGGGCGAGAUGAUGUAUAAUUUGUACCACAAGACGCGACAGACAAUCGAGAAGGGCGAUUUUGGCAUGCUGGCCGAGCUCCACAGCGCGAGCAGUGGGCUGAAGAGUCUAUGCACGAUGCUGGCAGCCGAUGGCAUCGAGACCUGCAGGAGAGCGAUGGGCGGACAUGGCUUUGGCGGAGGGAGUGGAUUGGUGGGAACAAACGCUGAUUAUCUUUCCAAGCCCACGGUCGAGGGCGAUAAUUGGAUGAUUACACAGCAGGUUGCAUCCUAUCUGAUCAAGAAAAUGACACAUGCCGUUGCUAAUCUUGACGCCCCACCAAAAGACCCGACAGACGAGCUCUUCCAGUUCUACCUGAAGAAUCGCGCGCAUAGGAUACCCCAGACCGUGGCACACGACGGCGAGUAUGACGACCAGGCCAUAGUCGAUGUGUUCCAGUGGCGCGCAGCGGAUCUGAGCUACCGAGCCUACCAUGCGCGGGUCGUGGAGAAGAAACCAUGGACGAAACUCAUGAUCCAACUCCACAACCUCAGUCGCGCUUACUCGGAGCAGAUCUUGGUCACCACCUUCUUCAACUCGUUCCACGAGACGGCGACGUCACUUUCCGGUCCAACGCCUGGGGUCUUGAAGACGUGUUUCCGCCUUUACGCAUUGUUCACGCUGGAUGCGUUUGCGUCGUCGUUUACGCUGACCAAUGCUGUCGCGCCCGAUUCGAUUUAUUCGUUAUCGGAUGCUAUUCUCGACCUGAUGACGGAGCUGCGGCCGCAUGCCGUGAAGCUCGUUGACGCAUGGUCGAUUCCGGAUUGGCUGCUGGACAGCGCGCUAGGAAGGUCGGACGGAAAGGUGUAUGAGGAAUUGUAUGACAUGGCGCAUCGGAGAAAUCCUUUGAACCGCGUUACUUUCAACCCAGACUGGAGGAGUGAUGAGAUUGUUCUUGGGAGCGGAGACGGCGGAAGACAUAUCCUCGCUAAGCUGUAACUUUAUUACUACGCAUACAUAUACGAGUGCUAUAGAUCAUCUCUUGACCUGUAGGAGCAUCUUUGACAAGGCUAGGUAGUGCGAAGGAAC
Molecule: messenger RNA, 2172 nt
Organism: Aaosphaeria arxii CBS 175.79
Lineage: Eukaryota; Fungi; Ascomycota; Dothideomycetes; Pleosporales
Product: acyl-CoA oxidase
Exons: 4
Coding region: 1-2082 (693 amino acids)
Biological process (GO): lipid homeostasis; fatty acid beta-oxidation using acyl-CoA oxidase
Cellular component (GO): peroxisome
Molecular function (GO): acyl-CoA oxidase activity; fatty acid binding; FAD binding
Source: RefSeq, a predicted model, not a curated record